This is a messenger RNA of Papaver somniferum (opium poppy), 2260 nucleotides long. RefSeq names its product homeobox protein knotted-1-like 7. Gene Ontology annotation, biological process: regulation of DNA-templated transcription. Gene Ontology annotation, cellular component: nucleus. Gene Ontology annotation, molecular function: DNA binding. The transcript is spliced from 5 exons. The record is from RefSeq and is a predicted model, not a curated record. Lineage: Eukaryota; Viridiplantae; Streptophyta; Magnoliopsida; Ranunculales; Papaveraceae. Bases 1012 to 1950 code for a protein of 312 amino acids.
CUGAUAUCCUCCUCAGCCGACAAUCUUCAUUUAACAAAACCAUUUCCGUUACAAUUUUCUUUAACUACGAAUUCACCAUCUCCCGUUCCUUCACAAAUACAGAUUAACCUGAUAUUAUUCUGAUGAUAUCUUAAAAUUAUCAGCAACAACAGCACCAGGCUUGUUUUGUUUUGCUGUCAAAGAGACAGAGAUUUAUGAAACUAGGUAUCACCAAAGUCUAUAACAAAGCAGGAGCAGCCUACCAAUUAUAGGGUGGUACUACUACUACCAGUACCAGUACACUGCUAAGGUAUCAAUACAGUGAGAGAAAAAAAAUAAAAAACUCAUCAUCUUCUCUUUUUGAUUCAAGCUGUAAAAUCAAAUAAUUCUUCUCCAUGUCAGAGUCUGAGACCAAUUCAUCAAACUUUUCAGCUUAAACUAUUCAUCAUCAGUCAACAAUCCUUGAGAUUCACACACACACGUAUCAAAUCUUUGUUCUCAUUACCUGUGGAUCUGUGUUAAAAGCAAAUAUAAUUCAGAGAUUUCAGAGAAAGUAGAGUAGUAUCUGAUCCCAAUACAUACUAGUACCACCACUCCUGCUACAACCCUAGACUUUGUGCUGCAACAGACACACAUAACGAGAAAAACUACCUUCUUUUUGAAUCUUUGUUAAGCCAAGAAGAAAAAACCGAAGAAAAAAACACCAUCUUACUAGUAGUACUGCAGGCAGGUCUGAAAGAGGAGGAGGGAGGGGGUCUAGAGCUUGCUUGCUUGCUUGCUUGCUUUCACUAAUAUAUGUUCUGUGAAGGAACAGAGAAUUGUGGUCCUUAACCUAAUCACUUCCUCUAUAGGGCUCUAUACUCUUUUUUCAUCAUCAUAAAUUCAUCUCUUUUUCUUCUUCUCAUUUCUUCUCUCUUAUAUCUCUGUCUAUCUUGAUAUCUAUAGAUAUAUCUUGGGGUUUGGGGUGUGCGUGAUUAAUUAAUGCUUUGAGUUUUUGAGUUGGUGUUGUUGUUUGUUGUGGAGAGAAGAAAGAUGCAAGAACCAGGAGGAAUAGUAAUGUUAGGAGGUAAUGGAAGUGGUGGUGGUGGUGGUGGGGGAUUACACCGUCAUCAUCAUCAACAUCAUCAACAUCAACAGCAACAACAACAUCAUGAAGAUGAAAGUAGGCUAUUGAAGACAGAGAUAGCAAGUCAUCCACUUUAUGAACAAUUAUUAUCAGCUCAUGUUGGUUGUCUUAGAGUUGCUACACCUAUUGAUCAUUUGCCUUUGAUUGAUUCACAACUUUCUCAAUCUCAUCAUGUUCUUAGAUUUUAUGCUUCUCAACAUCAGAACCAACAUCAUAGACUUUCUCCUCAUGAAAGACAAGAACUUGAUAACUUCUUGGCACAAUAUUUGUUAGUUUUGUGUUCUUUUAGAGAACAGCUUCAACAACAUGUUAGAGUUCAUGCUGUUGAAGCAGUCAUGGCUUGCAGAGAAAUUGAACAGUCAUUCCAAGCUCUCACAGGAGUGACUCUAAGUGAAGGGACUGGUGCAACAAUGUCAGAUGACGAAGACGAUUUACAAAUGGAUUAUGCUUUAGAGCAAUCAUCAGGUGUUGAGUGUCAUGACAUGACAGGUUUUGGUCCAUUACUUCCAACAGAAUCUGAGAGAACAUUGAUGGAAAGAGUUAGAGAAGAAUUAAAAAUUGAACUCAAACAGGGAUUCCGUUCGAGAAUCGAAGAUGUCAGGGAAGAAAUUCUUAGAAAGAGAAGGGCUGGAAAGUUACCUGGUGAUACUACUUCAGUGUUGAAAAACUGGUGGCAGCAACAUGCAAAAUGGCCUUACCCUACUGAAGAUGAUAAAGCAAAACUAGUGGAAGAAACAGGUUUGCAGCUAAAGCAGAUUAACAAUUGGUUUAUCAACCAAAGAAAGCGUAACUGGCAUAGUAAUUCUCAGUCGAUAACAUCGUUAAAGUCUAAGCGCAAAAGGUAGACGAUCGAGGAAACGUUAAUCAUCAAGAAAAAAGAAGAAGAAACAUACUUACAUUACAAAAGAUAGUAGUUGUUCUGUAAAUUCAACCGUAGUUUGGUUCGUCGUGGGACUGUCAGGAAAGUGGAUUCAGGGAAGUGAAAAACAUGGGAGGAAGUAAGUAGCUAGAUAUGUUUGAAAAUGAAAACACAGCAUUGUAAUAUACGGUUUUUGAGGUGGUCAUGUAUGAUGAUUUCCAUGGAUCUGUAAUAACUUACCGUUUUCUUCUUUUGGCAGAGAAGAGUCAAAAUGAUAGUGUCUCCAGAUUACCUCU